UUAGCUUAUAUAUAACAUAUAUUAAUCCUUUUGAGCAUCCUUGCAGAUCCAACGUCCUUUUCCCUCAUACAGUUCUUGUACAUAUAUGUAUAUAUCAAUUUACGGUCAAGAUCAAGUUGUACGUACAAUGGAAGUCGUUUCAGAGACAAGCAGCAUUUGGGUAAGUUUGACAAUCGUUUUGAUAAUUGCGUUUUGGAAAUAUUAUCAUAAGAAGGUGUCAGGUGGCGGCGGAAGAAGGUUAAAGCUUCCUCCAGGGAGCUUUGGGCUGCCAUUGAUUGGCGAGACGAUGAGUUUUGUGAAAGCUCACAAGGAAAGUAAGAUCGGAGAGUGGGUGGAUGACCACGUGGCGAAACAUGGGUCGUCGAUUUUCAAGACUGUUCUGAUGGGCAGCAAGACAGUCGUGAUAACAGGCCAAGCUGGUAACAGAUUUAUUUUAAGUGGAAGUGAUAAUGGGAUUGCGGCUAAUCAGCCGGCUUCUGUGCGUUCGGUUCUUGGUAAACACAGCAUCUUUGAGCUUGCAGGAGGAAGACACAAGCUUGUUAGAGGUGGAAUGACGAGGUUUUUGGGGCCGGAAAGUAUACAAAGAUAUGUUGGUCAAAUGGAUUCUCUGGUCAAUCAGCAACUCUCUCAGGAACUAAAUGGGAAAAUUUCAGUAAAGAUGGUUGAAUUGAUGAAGAAAAUCACAUUAAGAGUUACUUGCAGUUUGCUGUUUGGAUUGGAUGAAGACAAAGAGAAAGAUGAACUAUCCAUGGAUUUCACAACUCUCCUGCGAGGUGUGUGGUCUUUCCCUAUAAAUUUUCCAGGGACGACAUGUUGGAAGUCAAUGAAGGCUCGACGUAGGAUCGUUAACAAGCUCUCGAAACUCGCUGCACGGAGAAGGAUAGAUUUGGAAGAAGGGAGGUUAAAUUGCGAAGCAGAUGUUAUCAGUUGUUUGGUUUCCUUGAGAGAUGAGAAUGGACAUCCAUUGUUAGAAGAGGAAAUUGUUGAUAAUCUACUUUCAUUAAUGAGUGCAAGUCAUGAUACAAUUACUGUUCUUCUAAGCCUUUUUAUCAGACAUUUAGCAAUAGAUUCCACCGCUUAUAACAAAGUACUUAAAGAGCAAAUGGAAGUUGCCCAAGCUGUAGAAGCUAAUAAUGGAGAGAAGCUUGGAAUGAGGGAAAUCCAAAUGAUGAAAUACACAUGGAGUGUAGCCCAAGAACUCAUGAGACUUACCCCUCCUGUUUUCGGCGGCUUUAGAACUACUUGGAGAGACACCAGCUUUGGUGGCUAUGACAUCCCCAAGGGAUGGAAGGUGCUUUGGGUGGCUUCCGGAACCCAUAUGGAUGAAAAUUUGUUUCAAGAUCCCAAAAAAUUUGAUUCAUCACGAUUUGAGGGUUCAGUAAAAUCUGUACCUCCAUACACUUAUGUUGCAUUUGGAGCGGGUAUGAGAUUUUGCCCUGGCGCAGAUUUUGCUCGGAUUGAAGUACUACUUGUAAUUCAUCAUUUAAUAAAAAAUUACAAGUGGACUCAACUUAUUCGAGACGAGCCGAUAAUUCAAGAUCCAUUGCCUUAUCCCGCAAUGGGUCUUCCAGUCAAGCUUUGUCCCAUAAAUACCUUAUAGAGAUAUCCAAAUCUUCGUCAAAUAAAAUGCUUUUAGCUGUCACUUUGAGUUUCAU
Molecule: messenger RNA, 1655 nt
Organism: Carica papaya (papaya)
Lineage: Eukaryota; Viridiplantae; Streptophyta; Magnoliopsida; Brassicales; Caricaceae
Product: 11,12-secotaxane synthase-like
Biological process (GO): sterol metabolic process
Molecular function (GO): oxidoreductase activity, acting on paired donors, with incorporation or reduction of molecular oxygen; heme binding; iron ion binding
Source: RefSeq, a predicted model, not a curated record